Messenger RNA from Marchantia polymorpha subsp. ruderalis, 387 nucleotides. The record is from the annotation of a GenBank genome assembly. Lineage: Eukaryota; Viridiplantae; Streptophyta; Marchantiopsida; Marchantiales; Marchantiaceae.
AUGACAAACCGACCCGUACGGACAGAGGCUUCGAGUUCGGGUCCGAAGGGAGCUCCAGUUGACGACUACGACGUAGAAGUGGCGAGCGUAGUAGACGGAGGAGGAGGAGGAGGAGGAGGACGGGGAGGAGUAGUUGAGAGAAGGGAGCGACGGCAUGGGAGUGAGGAGCAGCAGCGAUGGCAUGGCGAGAUCGGGGAGUGGUUGAGCAGCAGUCACACAAAGGGCUCGAGAUGGAGAUGGAGAUGGACAGGGAGGAGGAAUGCGAAAUGCGGGAAUAAUAAUCAGCGGUGCGGCAGUCGGGGGAGGAGGAGGAGGAGGAACUGCAGCAGCAGCAGCAGCAGCGGCGCAGUGCGGUUCGGGAAUCCGCUGGAGCUGUAGUGGAGGAGA